AAUUGCAUGAGGAGCAGUUGGCACGUAUAAGGCGAAGCUGACACUUGGCCCUUAUGACUCUCCACUGAUGCCGAAUAUAAAUACGCCUAAUGUUUACGUCUAUAUAAGCAUAUGCAACUGAGAAUUCAAGAUUAGAAAUUAAGAGAGAAUAAUCAUUAUGGCAGAUAUGGGAGGUAGGAAGUCUUGCAAUGACAGUUGUGGAUGCGCAAUGCCCUGCCCUGGUGGUUCUACUUGCAGGUGCACUGGUAGUGAGACCUCCAGUGGAGGUGACCACUCAACAUGCUCCUGUGGUGAGCACUGCGGGUGCAACCCAUGCGCAUGUCCCAAGACAGUUGCUGCUGGAACCGGUUGCAAGUGUGCCUCCGGUUGCAGAUGUACUUCAUGCCAUGCUUAGUUAAACAUGAAUAUGAUCACCACCACCACCACCACAUAAGAGAGACACUAUAUGAUAUAUUUCCUUCCAAUCGUUAGUUUAAGUUUAGUCAUGCAGUUUCCGGAUGUUAUUUAUGGCAAUUUUGCUUCGUUUGUAAUAUGACAAGCGUUAAUGAAUAACAGCAUAUGUGCAUU
Messenger RNA from Lotus japonicus, 567 nucleotides. Its product is annotated as metallothionein-like protein 4B. The coding region runs from base 158 to 394 and encodes 78 amino acids. The record is from RefSeq and is a predicted model, not a curated record. Lineage: Eukaryota; Viridiplantae; Streptophyta; Magnoliopsida; Fabales; Fabaceae. Gene Ontology annotation, molecular function: zinc ion binding. The transcript is spliced from 2 exons.